AAACAGAAAAUCCAGCCAAUCGCUACUUUUUUCCCUUUAAUAACUCAAUAACACAAAUUAUCCACAUCAUAUUCUCCUUUUCUCUCCGUGAUUUUUCCAUGCACAGAUUUUCCCGGAAAAUGAAAUUUUCUCUUUAGAUUUUCCCGAAGAAUGAAAUUUUCUCUUUAGAUUUCCCGAAUUCGAAGUUCCGCGGGACAAAAAAAAAUCUAAAAUUUUCAUGGCCCUUCUAAUCCACUCCCCGGAAAUAUCUGUUGCUCUCCAAAUUGCCCCAAACCCUAACCCUAGGCUGAGCAAAGUCCACAGCUUCAAACCCCACACAAAGACCACAAGGAUUGGGUCAGCGCGCGGAGUGAGAAUUUCUUGCAAAGUGAAAGAUUGUCCAGUUCUGGAUUUGGGUUUGGAUGAAAACGUGAAUUCAUACGGUCAAUUUUCGGCUCCUGUGAAGCCAGAGUCGAAGCAGAGCAAAGAGGAAGAAGAAGAGAAGCAGAAUUACCAUGUUAAUGUGGGAUAUGCUAUUCGAACUUUGAGGGAGGAUUUCCCUGAUCUCUUCUACAGGGAACUUAGCUUUGACAUCUACAGGGAUGAUAUUGUGUUUAAGGAUCCAAUGAACACGUUCAUUGGUAUUGAGAAUUACAAAUCCAUAUUCUGGGCACUACGAUUCCAUGGCAAGAUAUUUUUCAAAGCUUUGUGGGUUGACAUAAGUAGUGUAUGGCAGCCUGUGGAGAACGUCAUCAUGGUUCGCUGGACUGUUCAUGGGAUCCCACGAGUUCUAUGGGAAAGCCGUGGUAGGUUUGAUGGAACUUCUGAGUAUAAACUUGACAAGCAGGGCAAGAUUUUCGAACACAGGGUUGACAACAUUGCUACCAAUUCACCUCAUCGGUUCAAAGUGUUGAGUGUAGCAGAGUUAAUUCAAUCUAUUGGCUGCCCCUCAACAGCAAGACCUACCUAUUUUGAAACUUCUUCACAUCCCGAGAGAACGUAAUGUUGCUCAGGUUCUUCAAAAAGUUUUGAUGUAAAUUGUGUAUAUUAUGUGGUAAACAAAACAUGGAGUUAGAUAUUAUUAUCUUGCUUGUCACAUAAAGCUGUGAGAAAAAGGUCCUUUGCCAUUGAUUUGGUCUCAUGGUGCUCGAUACUGGUGAUAACAGUUAUAGGGUCAUUGUUAUCUAUUGUAACAAGUUGAGUUUCAAAAUCCCUGUAUAUAAUGCAUUUGCUACUUAUGUCUAAUGGCUUACUUCAUCUGUAGAUCCACAUAAGCAAUUUAUGUACUGAUGCUGUAUUCAUAUUCA
Molecule: messenger RNA, 1286 nt
Organism: Vigna unguiculata (cowpea)
Lineage: Eukaryota; Viridiplantae; Streptophyta; Magnoliopsida; Fabales; Fabaceae
Product: DUF2358 family protein (DUF2358)
Source: RefSeq, a predicted model, not a curated record